AUGAAGUACGAUGACGUGUUCGAAAUCAAGCUUUCUGAUAAUGAAUAUGUUUUGAAGUUAAGGCCUGGUGUUCGUGAAUUUCUUGACAUGGUUAGUUCGAUGUUUGAGUUGUCAAUCUUUACGAUUGGUUAUCGUGAGUAUGCUCAUAAAGUGGUUGAAAAACUCGGUGGUUUUUCGAGGUUUUCGUGUGUGAUUGCUAGAGAAGAUUGUUUGCAGAAGAGGCAAAAGACUUUGGAUUUGGUUUUAUCACAUAAACAAAGGGUUUUGAUAGUUGAUGAUAUGGAACAAGUAUGGGAGAAAUGUUGCAAGGAAAAUUUGAUAAAAAUAAAAAGUUAUGAUUUCUUUCCACUAAAGGAAGGAAUAGUAGUGGAGAAUAAGAUGGAUAAGGAGCUUUCUAGGGUUUUUGAAAUGUUAAGAGAGGUUCAUAAUGUGUUUUAUGAUGGUAAUAAUGAUGAAGAUUAUGGUGUUAAAGAUGCAAGGGAAGUGCUUAAAAGGGUUUUGAUUAGUCGAGGAUUAAGUUGUGUGAGUCAAGAACAAUAUGAAGAAUUAGAGGAUCAAAAAAGUGUUGAAGUGUGUAGGGUGAAGAGGUUAAAAAUCAAAUUUAAUGGUGCAUGGUUGGAAAAAUCCAAUAAAAAGAUUAGAUUGUUUGGGUGAAGAACGAGUUAACAACGAAGAUCAAAAGAAGAUAGACGAAUCUAAAGAAGGAGCAAGUGUAGCAAUCACGAGCAGGCCGAAGAGGUUAAGAAUUAAAUUUAAUGGUGUGAUUCAAGAAACUUGUUGUGUCCCCAAAAGUAAAAAAUUCAGGAAGAUACAUGAAGUGACCAGUUCUUCAUGUUUAGUAUAGCUAAACUAGCUUAGUAUUGUAUCCAAAUUAGUUAUAGAUUGAAGUCAUAUAUGUUGUGCAAAUCGAUCAAGCAUAAUGUAAUAAUGUAAUGUUCGAUCUUAAUUAUUAGUCCCUCUAGGGUUGAGAAGGCCCUUCCUAGAAGGUA
Molecule: messenger RNA, 989 nt
Organism: Spinacia oleracea (spinach)
Lineage: Eukaryota; Viridiplantae; Streptophyta; Magnoliopsida; Caryophyllales; Amaranthaceae
Product: RNA polymerase II C-terminal domain phosphatase-like 4
Exons: 1
Coding region: 1-654 (217 amino acids)
Molecular function (GO): RNA polymerase II CTD heptapeptide repeat phosphatase activity
Source: RefSeq, a predicted model, not a curated record